Messenger RNA from Mollisia scopiformis, 817 nucleotides. RefSeq names its product Got1 family protein. The record is from RefSeq and is a predicted model, not a curated record. The transcript has 5 exons. Lineage: Eukaryota; Fungi; Ascomycota; Leotiomycetes; Helotiales; Mollisiaceae. Gene Ontology annotation, cellular component: COPII-coated ER to Golgi transport vesicle; Golgi cis cisterna; Golgi membrane. Gene Ontology annotation, biological process: retrograde transport, endosome to Golgi; endoplasmic reticulum to Golgi vesicle-mediated transport. Bases 79 to 486 code for a protein of 135 amino acids.
GGCCAACUCUCCUUAUCGACAUUCACACGAUCUCCUCUCUCUUGCGCCAGAGUGCUACAAUCGUUCAAGAUGCCUACCAUGUGGUUGUCGGAUACUCAGAAAAUCGGCGUAGCGUUCUGCUCAGGUGGCGGGUUCUUCCUCAUCGGCGGCGUCCUGCUAUUCUUCGAUAGAGCUAUGCUAGCAAUGGGCAACAUCCUCUUCCUAAUCGGCCUAACCAUCAUCAUCGGCCCGCAAAAGACCCUCGCCUUCUUCGCGCGCAAACAGAAACUCAAAGGCACAGCAGCCUUCUUCCUCGGCCUAUUCUUGAUCCUGAUGAGGUGGGCGCUGGUGGGGUUCAUGGUCGAGCUGUAUGGCAUUUUUAUCCUGUUUGGCGAUUUUUUGGGGACGGUGUUGGGGUUUGCGAGGAAUGUGCCGGUGGUGGGGCCGUGGAUUGGGGUUUUAAUCGAUAGGGCCGGGAUGGGAGGCGGGCAGGGGUUGCCUGUUUGAAGGGGAGAGAAGAGACUUGAUGUGCAAAUGGGCGAGUCGAGACGAGAGUUGGUUUGGGAGAGCAGGUUUUGAGGGAACCAGAGUGUGUACGAUGAUGAUGAUGUAAGGGAUUGUGAGUCUGUACGUAUAGGCUAUGGGUAGAUUGUACUAUAUGGAUGGCAAGUGAUGGCGUUGGGGCUUAUAUUCUUGCUAGGUCAACUGGGUUGAGCUGAUGCUCCUUAUUGACGAGCGGAGAGAUUGAAGAAUGUAUACCCAAAGAGAGGAUCAAAAGCGAUACUUGAGCUGGCACUUGCAUUGAAGAGUAAUCUGGGCAAUUGUGACGUUAUAAGGG